Molecule: messenger RNA, 1521 nt
Organism: Prunus mume (Japanese apricot)
Lineage: Eukaryota; Viridiplantae; Streptophyta; Magnoliopsida; Rosales; Rosaceae
Source: RefSeq, a predicted model, not a curated record
AUGAGUGGUAUUGGCAAGACAACUCUUGCUCAAUUAGUUUACAACGAUGAUAGAGUGGACGAGCAUUUCGAUUUGAGAAUUUGGAUGUUUGUAUCUGAUCAUUUUGAUGCAGUGAGGGUGACAAAAACAAUUCUGGAGUCAGUGAGUACAGAAAAAGUAGAUCUUGAUGACUUGAAUCUACUUCAAGUUUGUUUGAAAGAAAAAUUGGCUGGAAAGAGAUUCUUGCUUGUUUUGGAUGAUGUUUGGAACAAGAGAAAUAAUGAUUGGGAUCUCUUGUGGAUUCCAUUGAAAUCAGGAAAAAGUGGAAGCAAGAUAAUAGUAACAACACAGAAUAGUGAUGUUGCAUCAAGCAUGGGUACAGUUCGAGCUCACAAUUUAAGAGGUUUGUCAUUUGAAGAUUGUUGGUUAUUGUUCAGGAGUCAAGCAUUUGAGAAUAGAAUCGUAGAUGUUAAUUUUGAGGCUAUCGGUAAGGAGAUUGUCAAAAGGUGUGAUGGCUUGCCCUUGGCAGUGAAAAGAUUUGGAAUCCUAUUGCAUCCUAGAAUGGAAGAAGAUGAAUGGAAAGACAUAUUGAGUAGGAAAAUAUGGGAUCUACCAGAUGAUGAAAGUAACAUCCUUCAAACUUUAAGAUUAAGCUACAAUCACCUUCCUGCACAUCUGAAGCCGUGUUUUGCAUAUUGUUCCUUGUUCCCAAUGGAAUUUGAAUUUGACAGGGAUUCAGUUGUUUUGUUAUGGAUGGCAGAAGGUUUUCUUGAGCAACCUAAAGGAAAUAAAAAAUUGGAAGCUGUUGGCUGUGAGUAUUUUCAGGAGCUGGUAUCCAGAUCAUUCUUUCAACAAUCAAUUCAUGAUACAUCACGAUUUAUAAUGCACAACCUCAUGAAAGAGCUAGCUCAAUUUGUUUAUGGAGAAUUUUGUUUCAGGUUGGAGGAUAAGAUAAAGGAGAGUGAAGCGUUUGAGAAGGCUCGUCAUUCUUCAUAUAUUCGUCAUCAGCGUGAGGUAAAUACAAGGUUUGAGUCCUUCAGCAGACUUGAGUACUUACGCACCUUCCUUUCAUUUGAUCCAACUGAUGGAAUUGGAGUCAGCUAUUUGGCUAAUAAAGUUCCUUGUGAUCUGCUGCCAAGGUUACGAUAUCUACGAGUGUUGUCUUUCAAUGCCUGUCGUAUUACUGAAUUGCCAGAUACAAUAGGAAAUUUAAAACAUCUACGUUAUCUGGACCUUUCUCGCACUGCAAUUGAAAGGUUGCCUGAUUCAAUAAGUUUGCUUUGCAAUUUACAAACUUUGUUAUUAGUGGAAUGCCGCUCUCUCACUAAGUUGCCAGAAGAGAUGGGGAACCUAACAAGCCUACGUCAUCUUCAUAUUACUGGAAGCAGAUUAAAAGAGAUGCCACCGGGAAUGUGUAGACUGAAGAAUCUCCAGACCUUGUCUAAGUUUAUGGUGCGCAGAGACAGUGGAUGGGGAAUUAGAGACUUGAGGGACAUGCUGCAACUUAAGGGAUCACUUCUCAUUUCUGGACUACAGAAUGUU